GUCCAUCUACUACCGGGUCACGAUGCUGAUUUGUCAGAUUUCCUGUGCGGUGCAUGGCAUGCUUGACAGUAUAGCUGACGCCUCACACGGACUCUCCGCCGAACAAAUUUUCGUACUAUUAUUUUACCAGCCUUUGACAGUGGUCAAACGGCACGAAAGAGAGCCAAUUGACCGACUGCCUUGGGUGCGUUUAGUAGCGGCCGCCCUGCUCCUCCUUCCACCUUCCCCCACACGAGAACCACUCUUUUUUUUACACUUGGCGUGUGUCAUUGCUUCGGCGUGUUGAAAAAGCUAGCGGCUCUCUUUUGAAAAUGGCGGAUGUGUCAAGCGAGAAGAGCCUGGACGACUUUUUCGCCAAACGAGACAAGAAGAAGAAGAAAGACAAGGGCAAGGCCAAGGAGUCGGCCGCCUCCUCGACGGGCCUUAAAAAGAGCAAGAAGGAGAAUGAAAAGUCGUUUAAAGGCGACGGCCAGGACGGCAACAUGGACAAGGAGGACGAGGAUUGGAAAGAGCAGAAAGAGGUGGACUACAGCGGCUUGAGGCUCCAAGCAAUGCAGAUAAGUGAUGACAAGGAGGAAGAUGACUACGAAGACGAUGACCGGGAGCACGACGAGGACGGUGACGUCCUCGUCACGGCGGGUGGUGAGAAAAUGUCCGGCCCUUGGAAUAAGUCCACUCAUGCCCCUGCACAGGCUCCACCCGUUGAGGACGUGGAGACGCCCGAGAAGCCGGCAGGCGUGUACCGUCCCCCUGGCGCUCGCUACUCCUCGUCCAAACGAGGCCAGAACCAGGGACCCCCUGAGAUCUUCAGCGACACCCAGUUCCCCUCCCUGAUGGCCACCGGCAAGCACGUGGAGACGCGCAAGGAUCGCGAGAUCGACAAGACGUUUGAGGUCGUGAAGCACAAGGGCCGCGGCCGAGACGAUGGCAACGCCACCGCCGCCAUGCAGCACCUGCAGCUGGAUAACCAGUAUGCCGUCCUGGGGGACAAGUAAAACAUGCAUGCCGCCGCCAUUUGGCGCACCCCGCCUACCACCAAGCAAUGAGGAAGAAGGAAGCGGUUGAACGUUGUACUACCGCACUCACUGCCACCGCCAAACACAAAUUGGAAUCAUCACGCCUAUUGUUCAUGUGGUUGGGAAGGGGUGGGCGGGGUGUGGGGGCGGGGGCGCAGCUCCCCACCCCCCAAAAAAAGCUUUCGGCGGCGAGGACUUUGUGGACCACGUGUGUCUCUCUGGACUUUAUUGAGGUGAUUUUACAAACUUGUGUGUGUGGAGGGGUCGGAAUCUAUUUUUCUGCGCUGUUACAUACACACACGCGUGUGGGGUAGUGGAGUGCGCUUGGGCGUUCAGGAGUGGACGAUGGGGGCACUACCUCGACCACAUGGAGUCUCUGCUUUGCUGCCCCCCCAAUCCCAAUAAAUCCUGCACCUGUGGUGAACGGAAUACGAGCUGCAGUGUGAUGAGACUCGUACGAUUCCCUAAUAAAGUGGCCUUACGGAUACGAACGAACGGCUCAGUCAUACAAGGAGCGCUAAAUGGACUUGAAAUCACCACGAGAAGAAGAAGAAGAGGAGGAGGAGGGGAAAAAAUUGCUGAUGUGGUUUGUAAGAUUUCAAAUCUUGUUUCUCAUAUCAGCUGUUCAGUUUUCCAGCCCUUUCAUCAUGAUGAUUCUUAUUAGAACAAAGCUCGCUCGGCUGUCACAUCCCUUCUACUUGACAACAUACAUUCAAAUGCAUAGUUUGGCAGAUGAUUCCAUAAUUUCAAUUUAACUCAAUUCAGUUCAAGCAGUCAACUGAGCAUUAGUUUUGCAAGUUAAUGGAUGCCGAAUAAGUGUGUGUGUGUGUGUGUGUGUGUGUUUGUUUUGGUCAAUGCCAUGAUGAGUACAGUAAGCGCCGGGAUACUUGUGUGCGUGUGGUUGAAGUAGGACAUGUUUGUGACAAAGACAAGAGCCAAUUUAUCAAAUAAAAGUGCUAAUCUGGAAAGGCUGUUUUGUGUUUGUUGUGGACUUUGAGCUUCAAAAUAAACUUCCGCUUCCCGCAGUAGUGAAUGGAAAACUACAGUAAAUGUUUGUAUGGAAACAUCAAUAUAAAAUGCAGAAAAUAAAUGCUGAAUCCUG
Hippocampus comes (tiger tail seahorse) is the source of this 2118-nucleotide messenger RNA. It is a transcript of the gene cdv3, whose product is annotated as carnitine deficiency-associated gene expressed in ventricle 3. The record is from RefSeq and is a predicted model, not a curated record. Bases 312 to 995 code for a protein of 227 amino acids. The transcript is spliced from 5 exons. Gene Ontology annotation, cellular component: cytoplasm. Lineage: Eukaryota; Metazoa; Chordata; Actinopteri; Syngnathiformes; Syngnathidae.